AUGGAGUCGCCGUCUAAACCCAACGCUGCCGCCAUGCACAACGUGCAACGCCGACGUGGUUCCGUAGGGACCUCUCAGCUGUUUGAUAACAUCGUCUCUACUUCCAACUUCAACCGUGAUGAAGUCGACCGCCUACGAAAGCGAUUUAUGAAGCUUGAUAAGGAUGCUUCCGGCACUAUUGACCGCGACGAAUUCCUCUCCCUUCCUCAAGUCUCCUCCAACCCCUUAGCUACAAGAAUGAUUGCGAUCUUCGAUGAAGACGGUGGUGGUGAUGUCGACUUCCAAGAGUUCGUCACUGGUCUCUCGGCAUUUAGCUCCAAGGGCAACAAGGAGGAGAAACUGCGCUUUGCAUUCAAGGUCUACGAUAUCGAUCGUGAUGGCUACAUUUCCAACGGAGAGCUGUUUAUUGUGCUGAAGAUGAUGGUGGGAAAUAACCUGAAGGAUAUCCAACUGCAACAAAUCGUUGAUAAGACCAUCAUGGAGGCCGAUAAGGAUGGCGAUGGACGCAUCAGCUUCGAGGAGUUUAUGGACAUGGUAGAUAGUACCGAUGUCAACCUGAGCAUGACUCUGAAUCAAAUAUAA
Messenger RNA from Penicillium angulare, 582 nucleotides. It is a transcript of the gene cnaB, whose product is annotated as calcineurin regulatory subunit B. NCBI's taxonomy places the organism in Eukaryota, Fungi, Ascomycota, Eurotiomycetes, Eurotiales, Aspergillaceae. The transcript is spliced from 5 exons. The record is from RefSeq and is a predicted model, not a curated record. Gene Ontology annotation, molecular function: calcium-dependent protein serine/threonine phosphatase regulator activity; calcium ion binding. Bases 1 to 582 code for a protein of 193 amino acids.